AUGGAAACCAUCAACGCUUACGCGGUGUCACCUUGGACAGAUCGACUGCAUAUGAGAGGGGACUAUGAUAGAGAGAAGGCCAUGAGAAUCGCCAACAGUGCAGAAGGUAUCCUAAUCGCUACUAGCUCGUCCGCCAAGGGUGACAUGGUAGGCAUGGGAGGAAGAUUAAAACUUAUUCUACCAUGGAUCUUCAAUAGCAAUCAAUCAGCAUUAGCUGCUAUUGGAUAA
This is a messenger RNA of Talaromyces stipitatus ATCC 10500, 228 nucleotides long. RefSeq lists its product as uncharacterized. Bases 1 to 228 code for a protein of 75 amino acids. The record is from RefSeq and is a predicted model, not a curated record. Lineage: Eukaryota; Fungi; Ascomycota; Eurotiomycetes; Eurotiales; Trichocomaceae. The transcript has 3 exons.